This is a messenger RNA of Lolium perenne, 590 nucleotides long. The record is from RefSeq and is a predicted model, not a curated record. Lineage: Eukaryota; Viridiplantae; Streptophyta; Magnoliopsida; Poales; Poaceae.
UUAGCACGAGCAGACCGGCCGUCUUCGAGUUGGAUACGGUAUACGGGCGCAUAUAUGUAUGGAGUGGGGAUUGGGAGAGUCGUCGCACGAGAGGGAGAGAACCGACUGGGCAUCUACCAAUUGAACAAUAGUCUUCGUCUCCACGAUGGCGGCAGCGCUUCGGCUCGCGGCAAAGAAGCUCUUCGGCCGCGCCCUCGAGCGGCCGUUUAUUACGGCCGUCAAGGAGGUAGCACCGAGGAUUAGCCAUGGCGGGACCUCCUCCGAACCACCAGCAACUCUUCUCACCAAGGUCGGAGAUGUACGUAAAGCAGCAAUCGGGUAUGCGCUAUCAGGCCUGGCAGUCGGGUCGCUGGCCUUGUCGCCGCUGUACCUUUCCAUCAUUAAGCGAGGUGCCCAGAGGCGCGCUGCUGAGCGAGAACACAGAGACUGGUUACGCACGCGCAGCUGAGCGGCAACAUUAGAAACUGUCAUGGUUGCCAUUUAGGCCUGAACAACGGCUGUACUAUGAUGAUGGUUGCUAGUAGGAUUAUUUGAGUUUCACUUGUGCUGUUUUGGCCUUUUGGCUUUGCCUUCUGGAUAUUUUUUUUUCU